Messenger RNA from Peronospora matthiolae, 648 nucleotides. NCBI's taxonomy places the organism in Eukaryota, Oomycota, Peronosporomycetes, Peronosporales, Peronosporaceae. The record is from the annotation of a GenBank genome assembly.
AUGAGCAACACGUCGUCUACCAACGGCCAGCAGCUCCACAGCAGCAGCAGCAGCUCGACUCAAGAGGUCGCCGAGUCACUGCGGUGUCAGUACUCGAGCAAACGCUGCGAGAACGAGCGCACGCACAAGAAGAGCGGCGGUCUCCACAAGUUCUGCGCCAUGCACCGUGAGAAGGCCAACCGCAAUCAGAUGCGCUUGGACCAUCGACGUCGCGUGCUAAAGCAGCAACAGAAGGAGCUCCAGCGCCAGCGACUGGCUCAGCAGAUCCAGGCCCAACAGCAAUUGUACCGUCGCCGGUCUAGUGCGUUGUUCGCAGCUGGCCGGACGGGGUUUUAUCCCGACCCGACCGACCAGAUGCAGCCGGGUCCUUUUGAUCGUACCAAGGUCUUGUCAUCCCCGUGUAAUACUAUGACGGGUUCAAUAAACUUGCCCGUGCCCGUGGCGUCUCCUCCAAUGGAGAUGCAGCCGCCACAAGUGUCCCAAGAGUCGUCGUCCUCGGCUCUUCCACUGUUCGACCAGCACGAUUUGAGCAUUUUAGAGGCGAUGCUGUUUAGCAGUGACGAGGAGCAAAACGGCGACGCGUCGCCGAUGGCACAUCACAGUAGUGCGUCACGAUUAGAUCGCUCGCCCUCGUUCGUCAAUGUUUAA